AUGUGGUAUUGCGAGGUGGGUGGUUAUCACGAGUUAUUUUGGCUUGUGGUGUUGUACCAGGAGGCUGCUUGCCGCGACGCCAAUUGUGUGUAUUAUGGUGUGUUACGCGUCUACGUGUGGAGUCUUGCCAAGUACGGUAAGGUGCACAGGGAGACUAAAAAUCGGGCACAGGGAGCGGAAAGGGGGCCCAUUAGGUAUGGGGUGCCGGUCAUCUGGUUUACGCUAAACCCGAACGACAUCACGAACCUGGUGAAGCUACGGCUAGCGGCGCACCGCGGCCGCGACGGCGACGCGGCCGAGGCCUUCCUAAGAGACCUAGGGACUGCGUAUAAGCGGACACAGCUAGCCAUCUCGGACCCGAUGAGCUCGGCCGUCUUUUUCCACCGGGAGAUGACGCUCUUCUUCGAGCACUACGUCAGGACCGGGGAGGAGUCGGUGUUCGGGCACGUCGGAGCGUACUACGGGGCCGUAGAGACGAACGAGCGAGGCGCCCUCCACCUCCACGGGCUCCUCUGGCUUAAGGGUAACAGGGGGCUCGGCGAGGCGCUCGCGGGCGCCGACACGGGGGAGCAGGCGGCGUACCGGGAGCGGAUCGUCCGAUAUAUAGAUAGCGUCUUCUCCGAGGAGCUAGACGCAGAAAGUUACUACGUUGUACAGGUGGAGAGGUCAGCCACGGCGGACAUAUCGUCACAGCUUUACGACGUCGCCCGCUUCACGGACGCCUUCGACGAGGAGGCCAACUUCUGCGCGGGCGCGACGCAGGUCCACACGCACAGCGCGACCUGCGUCAAGUACUCGCUCGGCGCCGGGGCUCGCAAAGGGGACCUCUGCCGGUUCAAGGCGCCGUGGAGGCUGGUGGAGAGGACAGCGUUGACGGCGGACGGGGUGCUCGAGGUCCGGCGGACGCACAGCAUGGUGAACCGGUGGAACAGGGCGAUGGCGGUCGGGCUGCGGCACAACCACGACAUCUCGUUCAUCGCGACGCAGCGCAAGACCAUGGCCCUGAUCUACUACAUCACCAACUAUGCGACAAAGGUCGAGGACCCGAUAUGGAAGCGGGUAGCCGCCGCUGCCGAGCUGCUGCCUACCUUGGAGCCGACGGCAGAGAGCGAUAACACUAGCACCGACCGCGACGCCGGCCAGGGGACCGAGUCCAGAGACAAGGUAGCGGCGGACCCCGUACAGGAAAACAAGACUCGGGUAUUCCUACUAAAGGCAGCGAACCGAGUCUUUACAGAGCGGUCGCUAUCGCAGGUCGAGGUAAUAGCGCACCUUCUAGGGUACCCGGCCGAAUUUAGCAGCGGCGCAGCGUGGGCAUAUAUAAAUGUAAACCAGCUCUACUGGGCCGUCUUCCGCCGGUGGCAACACCUCCGACAGGUAAGCGGCGCGGCGGCGACGGGCGACGGGCCGGACGAGACGGUCGUCGUCGAGGCAGCGGGGCCGAGGCUGCCGCUCGUCGAGGCCUACCAGCAUAGAGGCGAGCUCCUACAGGGACUCUGCCUUUAUGACUACGCAUCACUAGUCAGGCUAAAGAGGCGGGACGAUGCUGGCGUGGAUGGCUGCGUAGGCUGGGGCGAGAUAUCCUUCACGGAGAGCUGGGCGUUAGGGAAGGGCUGGGUGCAGGCGCUUAGGCGGCUAGGUAAGGGGGCGAUGGUAUGCCUCGACGGAUACUUGAGCAAGGAUUUUAGCGAGGAAGACGAGGACCCCUAUCACCAGAGGGCAGCGGUACAGCACCUCGCGCUCUUCGUGCCGUGGGGGAAAUUUCUUAGCGAGGAAGUAGGCGACAUUAAAGACAUCUGGGCGCGGGCACGGGAGCUGCUAACACCGAGGGUCGCCCGGCUUACAGAUAACGUACAGCUCCUUCGGAGGUCGGCAGAGGACGCGAAGCGCGAUGCUAAGCAGUGGGCUGCCACGUCCGAGGAAGGCGAGUUGACGGCGGCGCGGGCGGAGGGGGAGGGCGGCGAGGCCGCCGAGCAGCGGCGGCAGCACGACAAGGCGCACGCGCUGUGGCGUCGCUUCACGACGGUCGUCAUGCUCGACGAGCAGAUGCGGGCCGCCGGCGACCCCGAGCUGCGGCGGCUGCUCGGGCGGAUCCGGCGCGGCGAGCAGGACCGGUCGGACCUAGAGCUGCUCAACUCGAGGUGCCACCGGCCCGGCACGCGGAUCGCGUGGGAGACGGGGGUGACGGUGGUGACGCCGCUGAACCGGAACCGCUGGAACCUCAACCUCGAGGCGGCGCUCGCGUUCCAGGUACUGCAGCAGACGGCGGCGCGCGUCUUCCUAUCCGAGCAUAAGUGGAAGGGGGGCGAGCCGACGGAGGAGGAGGCGGUGCUGAUGCUCGGCCAGGGCGAUGACAGCGCGACGCCGGUGCCGGCCGUCUUCGUCUUCGUGCCCGGGAUGCCGGUCGUCGUAAACCAGAACACGCACCAGGGGCUGAAGGUGGUGAACGGGGCCGGGUACACGGCGGUGGCGGUGAUCCCAGACCGCGCCUUUCCCGGCCACCGGGUCUCGGCGGAGCUGACGGUGCACUUCGGGCCGCCGGCGGGCCUCGUGCUGGCGUCGGAGACGACCAAGGACUUCCACUUCGUCGGGAUGCCGGCGGGGACGAUCCUGCUGACGCCCAUCAGCGUGAAGAUCACGGCGCAGCGGAAGCGGCCCUGGCAGCGCAACGACGUCAGCCGGCGGGGCCUGCCGUGCGCCGCGGCCUUCGCCUGCACCGACUACAAGGUGCAGGGCGGGACGAUAGAGCGCGUCGCGCUCGAGCUGCGGGGGGCGAGGACGGCGACGGUCGAGGGCAGGGCGGUGGCGUCGCCGUGCGACCCCUACAGCCUCUACGUACAGCUCUCGCGGUGCCCGACGCUCGACGGCAUCACGCUAGUGUCGGAGGUGCGGGAGCGGGACUUCAUAGGGAACCGGGUGCCAGAGGAGAUGACGGCGGCGCAGGCACGGCUAGAGGAGCUAAGCAGGCAGACGACACGGGAGGCAGGCAGCCUGCUCCGUGGCUAA
Molecule: messenger RNA, 3006 nt
Organism: Hirsutella rhossiliensis
Lineage: Eukaryota; Fungi; Ascomycota; Sordariomycetes; Hypocreales; Ophiocordycipitaceae
Product: PIF1 protein
Exons: 3
Coding region: 1-3006 (1001 amino acids)
Source: RefSeq, a predicted model, not a curated record